UCUCGACGCAUUAAAAUCUUUCGUCGAGAUAAUCUAAACAAAAAGUCACGUAAAAUAGUCGUGAUUUCUUUUUAUUGGAACUAUAGGAGGCCACAGUCACAUAAUAGACAAAACAAAUUCGCUAAUUAUUUGCACGCUCAAUUAAGAUUCGAUUGACAGUUUUAUUCCAUGGAUCUGAUUUCGUAAUAUAAACUAAAGGUUUUAAGAUUUUUGUACAGUAAGAUAAAACGAAGCGUAAAUUACAUCUGCUAACGGAAACUAAAGAGGUGAAAACGUCGUAACCAGAAAUCAUGCAUUCUGAUGAAUUAAAAGAACUAAAUGAAGAUCAUCCUAAGUUGAGUGUAAAAGAAAAAAGAAAGCAUAUUGCUCGACACCUUUGGGAGGAUUUUUUGGGAAAUUCAACAUUACACGGCCUUCAUUAUAUAUUUGAAAAACGUCCAGCAUUACAACGCUUUAUUUGGCUUAUUCUGCAAGCUUGUAUGUUUUCUUUGCUAAUAUGGCAAACUUCAACAAUUGCUCUGAAAUAUUUGGAAUUUGAUGUGACCAGUUCCAUUGAAUUGGUAACUGAAGAAGAAGUAAAAUUUCCAGCCAUUACAUUUUGUAACUUCAACAAAUACAGAAAAAGUUUUAUUAAAGACACAGACUUUUACAAAGUAAUUGAAAAAGCAUACCGUCUUUAUGAAAACGAGAACAACAGUGUCGAUUGGACAAAAUACCCCAAGUUCAAUGAUUUGAAUAUGACAGCAUUCAUUUAUAAUGUAAGCCAUCAAAUGGACUAUGACGAUAAAACUAAGAAAGGAAUGCUUUAUUAUUGCACAUGGAAAGGAGAAAAAUGCGAUAAAACAUAUUUUAAACGGACGUUGACGGACAUGGGUCUUUGUCACACGUUUACUCCAGAUAAAAGCAACAACAAUAAAGUAGCUGCUCCAGGCAAACAUUAUGGACUACAUCUUAAGAUAUCAGUGGAACAACCAGAAUACAUUGGAUUUCUCGAGUUUUCAGCUGGAUUAAAAUUUAGAAUACAUGAUCCAGAUGAACUUCCUCUGGUGUCAGGAUUAGGUUUUGCAGUAAUGCCAGGAUCUCAUGUUUAUGCAAGUAUUACACGACAAAGGACAAUUUCGUUAAAGUCUCCUUAUAAAACAAUGUGCGAAGAUAAAAAACUUCCAGGAGCGAAAAAAUAUACUAUUGCUGCUUGUUAUGAAGUUUGUAAACAGAACUACAUAGCAAAAUCAUGCAAGUGUCAACCAUAUUAUAUGAGAGAUAUAAAGUACAAGUCAUGUAACGUUAAAGAGCAUAUAAACUGUGUGUUUCCCUUGGAAGGUUAGUACCCAAACGAUGCAAUUUAACUGUUAUAUAUUAACACUAAAGCUUGGAAGUCUAUGAUAAGUAAGAGCUAUGAUAUAAAGGUAUGAGAGAACAACCUCUUUACACGAUGAGAAAUUUUUGGCAGUUAUCUAACCCUGUUAUAGAGAAAGAACGCAUUUGUUUUUGAAAAACUAACAGACUUUCACUGGCUUUAUAUUUUAUUACUCUCUGAUAUCUAAUAAAUUUUACUAAUCAAAAACAAAACGGGUGAUAACUUGAGUCAAGGGUAAUGAGAAUAGGAACGAGUUGUUGAGAGAGAAGAAGGAAAG
This is a messenger RNA of Xenia sp. Carnegie-2017, 1634 nucleotides long. RefSeq names its product acid-sensing ion channel 5-like. Gene Ontology annotation, cellular component: membrane. Lineage: Eukaryota; Metazoa; Cnidaria; Anthozoa; Malacalcyonacea; Xeniidae. Gene Ontology annotation, biological process: sodium ion transmembrane transport. Gene Ontology annotation, molecular function: ligand-gated sodium channel activity. The transcript has 5 exons. The record is from RefSeq and is a predicted model, not a curated record. The coding region runs from base 291 to 1325 and encodes 344 amino acids.